Myxocyprinus asiaticus (Chinese sucker) is the source of this 6657-nucleotide messenger RNA. RefSeq names its product RNA-binding protein 4B-like. Lineage: Eukaryota; Metazoa; Chordata; Actinopteri; Cypriniformes; Catostomidae. The coding region runs from base 23 to 1516 and encodes 497 amino acids. The transcript is spliced from 4 exons. Gene Ontology annotation, molecular function: mRNA binding; zinc ion binding. The record is from RefSeq and is a predicted model, not a curated record. Gene Ontology annotation, cellular component: cytosol.
AGAAAUACGGGUUUGGCACAAUAUGAGGGUAUUCUGGGGUGCAAUGGACGACAGCAACGGUGUGAAGCUCUUUGUUGGGAAUCUGGAUUCGGAAACAACUCAAGAUGACCUAAUUAGGCUUUUUGCCCCUUACGGAGAAGUGGUGAACAUAACUGUACUGAGGCAGUUUGCCUUUAUCCAUCUGCAGGGAGUUGGGGCUGCUGACCGUGCCAUCCGCGAUCUGAAUGGUCUAGAUUACUGCGGCCGGAACCUUGUAGUUGAGGAAUCCAAAGGCAGGCCCCUCAAUUCCAUCAAAGUAUUUGUGGGAAACCUGUGUGCUUCCUGUACUACUGAAAAUCUGUUUGAUCUCUUUUCACCUUACGGAAAAGUUCUUGAUUGCGAAAAAGUAAAGACUAAGCCCUCUUCUUUAGUAGGCUACUCCUUUGUGUACAUGGAGCGCAAAGAGGAUGCAGAACAAGCCAUUGAGGGUGUUCACGGGACCUUAUUUAUGGGCCGUCCACUCGCAGUGGAGCUUUCAAAAGCACAGCCGACCACAAACAAGGUCCCAUGUGCCAGCUGUGGUGCACACGGUCACUUUGCAGGAGAAUGUCCAAUCAACAGGCCUCCUAUUGAGCACCACCAGAGUCAAGCAGCCGUCUUAGCUGCUGCUGCGGCCGCUGCUGCAGGGCUUCCCCUUCAGGUUCAACAGAGUGUCCACAACUCUUUCUACAACACGGCAAGCACUGACCCAACAUUUGCAGCUCUGAAAGACUUGACCACUUCCAGGGUUGACGGCAAACCCGUCAGCGCUGCAGUCUACGGGGCCCUGGCGAGUCAGAUUUACGGUGCCGUCGCAAAUCAGGUGUUCAGCUCAGCGAAGAGUCAUUCUGCAGACGGCUACCCCAAUGAAGCAGAAGUGCCAUCAGGCGCUGUAAACCCCGUCUAUGGAGCAAAUUCCUCUUUGUACAGUGCAAGUCCAGCUUAUGGGACCAUGGAAGGCACAGAGCCUGACCCCCAAGCCAUGUUUGAAGCUGCCCGGGCCCGAUUCUUUGAGCAGGGACAACAAGUGCUAGCGGAACAGCAAGCAGUGACCAAAUUUGAUCGAGACCGAAGCCCAAUACGCCGCUCAGCCCCAUUACUACCUGACCCAGUUUCCCAGUCAUUGUCGCAGACACGACCCAAACGGCGGGCCCUUCUCCCAACACCACCUGGUGGACCGGAAAUACCUGCUGUUAAAAAUGGAGACCCGAUUGCGAGGUGCUAUGCAGAGUACUAUCAGCAGUACCAGCAGUACCAACAGUACCAACAAUACCAGCAGUACCAACAGUAUCAGCAAUACCAGUACAGCUACCCACCACCUCCUCCACCACCUCCGAUGCCCAUGAUGCCUCCAGCCACAAUGGAUCCACAACAGCUUGCUGCCCCUGGCACUGCUGCUUCAUCAAGAGUGUAUGAGCCACCCUCAACACACAAGGAGCCCCUCCUACGUCGCCCUGAUUACCCUCACCUGCACACAUCUGAGUCCCCAUAUCGAUAGCCCCACACCACUUCACAUAUGUGUCUGUUGCACGCGUGUUUGGUUGUAAAAAUGUGAGCGUGUGUCAGUUUUGGUCCUACAUGACAACAGAUCUCGGAAACUGGAGGAAAGGGAUAAAUCAAAUUUAGUCAAUGCAUCUGACCUGGACUGUAGUCCCCCCCCCCUCCCCCAGUAUAAUUAAAAUCUCAUUAUGUGCAGAAUGUAGACGUUUAAAAGGCCAUGAAAGUUUAGAUUCGGAGCCCUCUUGGUUUGAGUGUAUUUUGAAGUGCUCAAUUAUUUCAUUUGUCAGUUUUGUAGAUAAAGCACUCUUUGACCGUCUUGUCAGAUCUCACUUUCUCCAAAGUCAAAUGACUGUGCCUUUUGAACAAGCCUAAUUUUUUUGUAAACGGAAUUUUUCAGACUUUUGUAAAACCAAGUGUUUUCGAUCUGUUUUGUUUAUCGAAUUCAUGGCUAACUGAGGAGUGAGCCACAAUUAAUAUUCCAAAAUUGUCCACAAUUUAUUGCAUUUGUCUUAGACUGAUGUAAAAUUCACAAAGGCUAAGCUUCAGAUCUGAAAUGCACAGCAUAAUUGGAAUAGAAUGUAAAGAGGACCUGUGUGAAAUGUGUGUGUGAGAGUGAGAACACAGAAUGUUAACAAUUUGGAUGACAUCCCUCAGUUUACACAUAAUGAACACCACGAUCACAUACACCUCAAACCUAUUACCUAUAAUACUAUUUGAGUGGGAGGGGCCUUAGGUCAGAGACACAUUCAGGUGUAUCAGUACCAACAAAACCAUACAUUUGUGCUCAAAGGAACUUAAACACUCUUAGCCACUGCCUCAAUAGUGCAGACGGCUGCCAUGUUCAAGAACAUUAUAACUGAAUUUAAAAUUACAUAUUGGAAAGGAGUAGAGAGUAAAUGGGUAGAGAAAAAUGUAUUUCAUUGCAAAAGGGACAGACUUGUUUGUCGCUUGAUAGGCAUAUUCAAUUGUUCUGAAUGUUUUCCAUUUGACACUGAAUUAGUUGGAGAUGUCAUUGUUACUAAAUAGCAUAAAGAACUGGUUAUAUUGCCUGCCAGUAGCAUUUAUGCAUGUUUUGCAGGAUUUACAAAGCAAACAACUGCCAUCUCUGGCCUUGCAUCCCUCUCUUACAUGGACAAUACUCUUUGGUAUUGACUAUAUAAUUAUUAGUGGCAGCACCUCGAAUUACCUUAAAACAGAAUGAGGUUCUUAAGUUCUUUGUGUUUCUUGUGAAAGUAGCCCAAUGCAAUUAAUGUUUCUUUCUGACCAUUUAUUUGUUCACAUUUACAUUAUCGUAGUCUCUCUAUCCUUCGAUUUAUGUGAAUUGAUUUCAGGAGAUUUUGGGUGGAAACAUUUAGUUAUGUAGGGAUGGGGGAGUGUAAAACCUGUUCAGUGUGGCACAUCCAGGCCUCACAUACAGCUAGUUAUGGUAAUUGGUUCUGAGAGUGAAAAACAGUGAAGUGCUUCAAACAAAAUUGUAUUUUUGUGCGUAAGGAUAAAAAAUGUGUUGUCCCGGUUCAUGCGCAUUUUAGGCAAUUCAAUUAAACGUUCAUGUUAUAAAACUUACUAACUGAAAGUGACUUUGUCUGAAUAAUUAAUCAUGGGUAAGGUUCUAGAUUCAUGCAAUUAGAGCCAGAGGUGUCAAACAUUAUGACAUUGUACAAAGGGAAUCUACCCAAAAUCUUCAUACCAUCUGCUUUGGAAUACAUCAAACCAUGCUUCCUGUGGAGCGUUCAAGUCGCCAGCUUUUUGCUCUUAAUUUCAACCUUUAAUUUCUUGGUAAAUAGCUUUGUGAUUCUGAUGUUAUGAUGGUUGAGUAGCUUCCCUUCAAAUAUCCCUCAUUGAAACCAGUGCAUUGUAAUUGUAAGGUAUGGUAAAGAGAAUGGUUUGUUUAAUCAUUUUAUGUAUGUCCUCUUUCCCUAGAAUGCCCCUCAGGCAGUCUUCAGUCUUUCAUUCCAAAGAAAUAUGGUGGGGUACACACACAAAACUCACUUGGCACACACAACCCAUAUACUCACCAUUCACUCUCACCACAAUCAACACUUGACUUAAUGUAUUUAAUUAAAUCUCACAGGCAAACAUUUACUGUAGUGUUAAUGUUCUCAAUAUUAUGUUAUUAAAUAGAGUGGAGGUGGAAAGGAGAUGGCGGUGUAGCUUCUAUCAGCACACCAGGACUCCACAAAUGAUUGUACACAGUAAAUUAUUGUAUCUGUUGUGUAUUAUUGUAAAUAGUGCAUGUCUCUUGUUAUUCUUACUGCUGUUCCAGCCACAUUCUCCCUUUUCGCUAACUACAGCUAAAUUGGCUCCCGGGCCUCAAGACGCCAUGUUGAGCAUGACGGGGGAAGAGAAAUAGCGCCCCACAAUGCCUCGGACGCGCUCCCCGCUAAGGUAAAGCCCAUUGCCCCCCACCACUACUGCACCUCGAUCAUACACUUCCCCUCAAUGAUCCUAGCACAGUUGCUAGAGAAGCUCAGAUCAGGCCCACAUCCAGUUUACACUACAGUGAAGUCAACACAAAGUGGGGAUGGUAUUUCUUGCUAUGUGGUAGGGCCAUGAAUCAGUGCUUAUUGAGGGAGAAUUGUGUCUUUACAGUUUGGAGUAGUUGGUAGAAUCAGCUACAUCUUGGGUGCCCAAAAUGCUCAUGGUUUGGUGUUUUGUCUGUCAGUGUAAUCACUUUUAAUAAAAUAAAACUUAUUUUAUUAUUACAUUGGUAGAAAACCAAUAUAAUCUUUUUGGUUACGUACUAGUAGAUCAGCGUUUCCUAACCCUGGUACUGGAGUACCCCCAACACUACACAUUUUGGAUAUCUCCCAAAUGUAACACUCCUGAUUUAACUUGGCAGCUUGUUAGUUGAGGCUCCUUGAGCUGAAUUGGGUUUGUCAAAAUGUGCAGUGUUGGGGUACUCCCAGACCAGGGUUGGGAAACGAUGUAGGAGAUCAACAACAGUGUUAGGGAAGCUACUUUGAAACUGUAGUUUUCCAAGCUACAAGCUACUCCUAACUUGUAGUUAAACUACAGUCAACCUAGUCUUUUAAAAAAGAAGUUGGCUACACUGCGAGUUACUAACAAAGUAGCUAACUACAUUGUAGCUAUUUAAAGAAGAAAAUAUUUUUAAAUAUAUAAUCAUUUGAUAUUUAAUUCUGCAGUAAGAAUUUCUGAUUGGAGAAUUACAUAUCACCUGACAUUAAACAAUUAGGUUGACAACAUUAAAUUUAACAAAUUCAUACUAAUACAAACUAAUAAAACUCUAACUUUUUAUAUAACUCGGUCAUAAUACAGUGAUAAACAGAGUCCCUUGUAAGAAUAAAUUGUGGUUCCCAAUGUUAAAUAUAAGUGAAUCAUAAAAAAAACUGUCUAAAAGAACCUAUUCACUUAAAUUAUUUGGAUUUCCCAGCAGUAUUUAUAAGAGAGAGGACAGUUUAGGUGAGCAUGCUUGAUUGCUCCAUUGCUGCAUGCACAACACACUGAGCUUGUUAACAUGCACAGCAAUGCACUGAUCGCUAUGAAAAAUCAGCUUAUUAAAGACAAUGCAAGAAACCUGUGUUUAUAUAAGACUUGAAAUCAUCGGGUUAUUCUCUGCUUUUGACAUCAAAACGUAAACAGGCAUGUGCACAACAUUUGUGCACAUUGGAUAAGCCGGUAGUACGCCUGUAAAGGUGUUUACAUGAAAUCUGCUUGUCUAUCGUUUUUUUGCUUUAAGCCAUUAAUGGCCUUACCCUAAUAAAGGAAAGAUGUUUAAGGCAUGUACAUGACUACACGUUUGCUUAUUGAGCAUAAUCAGUGUAAGAUUGUGCAUGUAAACACGCACUUUGAGACAAAUGGAGCUUUUUGUGGUGCUACACCGUUACUCGUUGAAAGGAGCUCUCUGUUGGAAAAGCAAUACUAUUGUGAAAAUAGCUGAGCUACUGUCACGAUACUGAAAAAUGCACAGUAAGUAGCGGCGCUACUUGUAGUUAGUUACUCCCAACACUGAUCAUCAAUAACAUUAAACAUGUUAUUUUGCCAUCAUGACAAAAUGCAUUGGACCCUUAAGUUUUUCUCACAAAAUGGCAUCAAGAUUGAAGUAAAUUUCCAUUUGAUGCAAUAAGAGAGAACAAUCCAGAUUAGGUAGUUAAGGAGUUUUUGCCUUCGCUUGUUUUGGCAUUUGGUCUUUUUGAAGCACUUCCAGUAAGGGAGAUGAGGCGCGCACUCUUGUUCAAAGCUGAGGUGCUCCAGCUGUGCUUUGAAUACUUAAGAAGAGCGCAGUGCUGUCCAAAAGGCCCUAAUCCAAGUAGGACAUUCAUCUUAGGUGAGUAACCAGUGUGCUGUUGUCCAGUUGAAAUCCACUCCUCAGACCCCAAAAUUAGGCCAUUUUCAGCCUUGUGAGACUAUUUAUACCCUUCCGAUUUCAUUGUCAGCUCUAGUUUUUUUUUUUUUCACUCAUCCUUUGAGGCUCAACGAUUGAAAAUAUAUGUAAAUUAAAAUUAAUCUAUUUUCUGGCCAAACAGAUUUGUUGUUUUGUUGUUCCAAGGAGAAUGCAGCUUGAUUUCAUAAGAUGUCCACAUACACAUAAAUGAGAAGUAAAAACGUUUAUUUUUCAGAUUAAUAAAGGGAUAGUCUGCAGCAAAAGAUUUGCCAGAAACAUGUAAAGGUAUUUAGCUUCAUUAAAUUUCAGCUUCAGCAAGUCUAGUGAGAGUUUCACUACAAACUCUUUUUCUAUUUAUGGUUAUUUUAAUUGUUCAAAUGCACAGUUUAUGUGUUGCUCCAAUCUUCAAAUGACUUUGACCUCAAAUUCUUCAUGUUUUUAACACUGAAUACUCUUGGCCAUUAUGCAGGUUGUUUUCCUUUCUCACAACCUUCCAAAGACCUAAAAGCCUCGCCUUCAAUUCGGAGGUGAUUUGACAUGCUGGUACAGAUUGUAAAUAACUGAUUGUAAAUAACUGAGACCUGAAAUAAUCGAUGAUUCAGGGAAUUAACUUUAGUAAAGUCCACUGAUAUAUUUUAUUUUUUAAUUGGUCUGGAUGGCUAGCUUUCAUUUUGGGGUGUAAUUGUAUCAGAAAUGUCAGAGGGUUGUUAAUCCUAACUUUUUCUUAAUAUUUACAUACUGACUUUUAGGCUUUGUACUUUGUUCUUGAAAGUUCAAUAAAUGAUGCUUAAAUGGUA